Nematolebias whitei (Rio pearlfish) is the source of this 2253-nucleotide messenger RNA. It is a transcript of the gene terf2ip, whose product is annotated as telomeric repeat binding factor 2, interacting protein. The coding region runs from base 133 to 2238 and encodes 701 amino acids. The record is from RefSeq and is a predicted model, not a curated record. NCBI's taxonomy places the organism in Eukaryota, Metazoa, Chordata, Actinopteri, Cyprinodontiformes, Rivulidae. Gene Ontology annotation, biological process: regulation of DNA-templated transcription; telomere maintenance via telomere lengthening. Gene Ontology annotation, cellular component: shelterin complex. The transcript has 8 exons. Gene Ontology annotation, molecular function: telomeric repeat DNA binding.
UUUUUUAUUUAUUUUAGUGUAGUAAAGGUGUUUUUGAUCAAAUAUACAGUAUAAUAUGAAUGGUUUUCAGGAGCUGCUGCUUCUUUAAAAACAAGUAUUGCAUAUUUUUUUCUUUCACCAGGUAGCUUGAUUAUGCCAUCUAAACACCAAGAUCCAGCCCCGUCCUUCUCCCCAGUCCUCUUCAUGACUGUGGAUGCUGAGCCCAUGAAGUUUUUUUUGCGACCAGGUCCUGUCAAACAAAAGCUCCAGCCUCUCAUCACAGCUGGAGGAGGGGAGAUGUGCAGGGUUCAGCAGCCAGGAGUCAUCCUGCUGAUUGAUCCUCAGGAAAAGUGCUCUGUUCCUGAAUCUUCUUCUCAUUGGUUUGUGUCCACCCAGUACAUCUAUGACUGCAUUGAGAAGGAGGAACAGCUGAAUUUAGAAGAUUAUAGGUUCAAUCCUGAAGUGGUCCAGAGACACUCUCCCAGACUCAACAGUAGCAAAGAAAUUGCUGCUGGACUCUCAGGAGGCAGGCUUGCCUACACCUCUAAAGACGAUGCUGCCAUUUUGGAUUUUGUCAGCACGCAGAAGAAAAGGACUGGGGGUAACCAACUUUGGCAAGAGAUGGAGAAACAGCAUGUGACCAGUCACAGCUGGCAGUCGAUGAAGUCCCGAUAUAAAAACCUACUGGCAACAAAACAACCAGUGAUUGUGGAGAAAAAGACAGACAAGGUAAGAAACCAUUAUGAGGUUGAGUCAGCAAAUCAAGAGUGUGAUGUUGAAAAAUCAUCUUGUGAAGCAGAUGCUGCUCCUGCUCAGACACAUUCAGCAGAUUCCAACCCAACACAGAUUGUUCUUAAGUCUGUACCUGCAGGAUGCUCACCUAUAAUUGAAGAUGCUCAGACAGCUGGCCUUAUUGGAGGGGAAGAGAAAAAGGAUCAAGAGUCAGACGAACAAGCAGACAAAAAUUUGCAAUCAAAAACUGUAGAAGUUGAACCAUCUCACUCCUCACACACUGAGAGUGAAAGCCUACAGACAAGUAUCCAACUCGGAACAGCUGAGAUCACAGAACCAGGAAGAGAUGGAUCUGAAAAAAACAUCUCUCCACAGAAACAAAGUUUGCCUGGAAACUCCCCUUUAAUUCAGGCUAAGUCCACCCCCAAAAAAACUUCUUCACAAAAACUCUUUGAAAACCUGAACGACUUCCCCAAACCAGAACAACCACAGCGACGAUUAACUCGCAGGAAGCUUGAGGUUGAGACAUUGUCCCUCGAGAUAUACGGAAAAAAACUCAGAUCAUUCUCAAGUGGCACUGAGCAGUCCCCAUCAUCCACACAGGUCUCGAAGAAAACUAAAUCACCAGUGAAGUCUGUUCAUCAUGACGUGUCACCUGAACAACCACCUCCAAAAAGAGCCAGAGGAAAGACGAUGGCAGCAGAAGCAGAGAGUCCGCCGGAGCAGAGUGGACAUGAUACCAACGCUAAAGCAAUACAAGCUGAUGAGUCUAAUUCAGCACCACAAAAAAUGGAGAAGAAGAAAGAGAAAAGGCAGCUGGGUAUUCUUGAACUGGCAACGAAGGAGUUUGAAGAUGAAUCUGAGUGUGAUGAAGAUGAAGCUCCAGAGCUCCAACACUGUUCUGAAACAGCAGCUGCGUUGACAGAAUCUCAACCAAAACUUUCAGCCACAACUGGAGAACCUACUUCUGCACAAUCUAACCCUGAAACUGGACCGGGCCCACAGGAGAACCUGCCAGAGUCUCAGGCCUUGAGUGACAACUGUAUACCAGACAAAGACUUCCCCAACGCUGCACCCGCCAUGUUAGCUGGUUCUGAGCCUGUCGCUGCGACCUCAAAGGCCCACCUGUUUAUAUUUGACAAUGAAUCUCAGGAAGAAGACUCUCAGUCUGUUUUUGUGGAUUGUUUGGCCGCUCCAUCCAACCCACAGCCCACAGUGGACAAAGAUGCUGCAUUUUCUCUGACUCAGUCACAGUUAGAGGAAGACAAGCAGCGAAUCAGAGAUCUAAUGAACCAGACAAACCAGGACUUGGUUAGUGUGACCAAAGCCUUGUUAAAGACCAGUGGAGACUUCUCUGCUGCUCUGGACCUGCUCUUGAAUCCUUCCCUUGUAUCCGCACCAAUUUGGAAUCGCUGUGACGACAGUCUUUUGCUCUCAUCAGAUCCUGCUGUUCAUCAGAAGCUGCAGGACAAAUACGGUGAGGAGAGCGUGGCCAAGAGAAUCGUGUUUCUUGAGGUAGAAGGGUGAAAGUAGUACCGAUGG